Messenger RNA from Colletotrichum phormii, 1569 nucleotides. Its product is annotated as SUR7 protein. Gene Ontology annotation, cellular component: cell cortex of cell tip; plasma membrane. The record is from RefSeq and is a predicted model, not a curated record. Gene Ontology annotation, biological process: fungal-type cell wall organization. The transcript has a single exon. Lineage: Eukaryota; Fungi; Ascomycota; Sordariomycetes; Glomerellales; Glomerellaceae. Bases 234 to 1259 code for a protein of 341 amino acids.
CUCUCUCUCUCUCUCUCUCUCUCGCAUACACACUACUCUCAAAAAGGGCUUCUCUUCUUCCCUUUUUCUCCUCACUUCCUCUUUACACACUUUCCGCCCACCAACGAUCGUUUCUUUCCUAGUUACAUUCGUUGACGACAAGCCGACCCACUUACCGAAAUCGGCCUAUCUACAAACACUAUAACUCUAAACUUAUACACCAGCCUUUAACCAACAACCACACAACAGCAAAGAUGGGUGUCGGCCGUGUUAUCUGUGUGGCUCUGCCAUUCAUCCUCAGCGUUGGUUCCAUGAUCUUCCUGUUGGUCGCUGCUCUCGGCGGUGUUUCCAACAAGGACCUUUACAUGUUCCGCGUCAACCUCACCGAUCUCGAGAUCAACCCUGCUUCGUUAUCAAGUAUAGUCUCAAGAGACGUUAAGGCAGUCAACUUUGGCAAAUACCACGACCGUGCUCUUCUCACCGGCGAUGGUGACAACGCCAUCACCAAGGCUGCCACCGACUCCACAACCCAGACCAGCAACAUCACCGCCGCCGACCUUGGCCUCGACAACCUCUACGACAUUGCUCUCUGGGGUUACUGCACUACCGACACCAACGGCGACAAGACCUGCACCAAGGCCAAGUUCGACUGGGCUUCCUCCUACCUGAACACCUCUACCCUCGAGACCAUUGGAACUGCUGCCGGCCGCAAGAUCGAGCUUCCCGAUGAGGUCAACACCGCUCUCUCCACCUUCAAGACCGCCACCAAGUGGACUCAGGUUGCCUACAUCAUCGCCUUCAUCGCCCUUGGUCUCGAGAUCGUCUUCGGCAUCUUCGCCAACUGCACUCGCGUCAUGUCCUGCAUCACCUUCCUCGUCGCCUCCCUCGCUUCCGUCGCCGUCUGCGCUUCCGCCGCUCUCUCCACUGCCAUGUCUGUCAUCGUCGUUGGCGCUGUUGAGGGCACUGCCAAGUACUACGGUGUCUCUGCUGGCUUCAACAACAGCUUCCUCGCUCUCAUCUGGAUCUCUGCCGCUCUCGCCCUCGGCGCCGGCUUCUUCUGGAUGUUCACCGUCUGCUGCUGCGCUCCCAGCCACACCCGCAAGGACCGCAAGCUCAACAGCGACGGCGAGAAGCUUCUUCCCCAGUCCAGCAGCUACCAGCCCAUCCACGAGGAGAACGGCUUCUACAAGCAGCAGCAGGCUACUCAGUACGGUGCUCCCCGCUACGCCAGCGGUGCCCGUGGUGAGACUGCCUACGAGCCUUACUCCCACCGCUCUUAAGUUCAGCACUUGAAGGCGCGGGGUGGUAAUUUUUAAUUGUACGAGGAAGCCGUUCGAUUUGACAGCACUUUUGAUUUCAGCAUUGUUGGCGUUGGGUAACGGCUCACUAUCAUGAGAACGACGAAUACGCACGGAGGUGGAUAUGAAUGUUUAGUAGCUAUGCGGACGAAGAUGAUCGUCAGGGGGAUGACGACAGUUGAUUCCUUUAGUGGACUGCUCGGGAUUGGAGAUACCCCCAUCCAGGCUUUAUUGUCUAUAGAAUUCCAAUGCUCAUAGAGCAAUUACGAAAAUCAUACCAGAAUUUUACAAA